Gryllus bimaculatus (two-spotted cricket) is the source of this 1037-nucleotide messenger RNA. Lineage: Eukaryota; Metazoa; Arthropoda; Insecta; Orthoptera; Gryllidae. The record is from the annotation of a GenBank genome assembly.
UAGGGGCGCUGAAAAACGAAAGAUAAGGGUGCGUGAGGGGAACUACUUACCCUUUCCGACGCUCUCGUCCAGUCUUCACAAUUGGUGUCUGCUCUUCGCAUCGAGAGGCUGAGGAAGGCUGUGGUGCGCUGGGCUGAGCUGGGUAGUGCUGCCGAAUCGAAUAAUCUAAGAGCCGAGCGAUGGAAAGGGAGGCGUCGCGUAGCCACCACCGUGUGCUGAAGAAGGGAGAAUACGUGCCCUCGGCACACGCUUCUCCGUCUGCCUCGCCCGGCGAGCGCCUGCCCCCGGCGCCGCCCGUCACCCCUGUGGCCCCCUCGCGGUCCGCGACAUCGGACGCUGAGGCGGCGAGGGACGAGGAGCUCCUGGAGUCGAUAGAGCUGAUGUCGUCGGCGAUGCAGCGCGUGGAAACUUCGCUUGGGCAAAUGAAGGGGCGCGUGCGUGACGCGUUGGAAGAGGCGAUCGAAGCGCGCGUGGGCCAGGUGCUGGAGGCGAUGGAACGCCGGAUGGAGCGGCGGAUGGAUAUGGCCCUUAGCGCCGCCGAGGAGCGGAUAAUGAGCCGCCUGCGCGCGCACUUCGACCCUCGGCUCAGCUGGAAGAAAGUGAGAAAGACGAAACCUCGUCUCGCCCUGCUAACGACGGCUCUUCUUCGCCAGCCGCCCCCGCCGCCGUGUCCCCACCCGUCCCCGCAAUCGACUUUACCCUGUACCACGCCCUCGUUUCAGACUCUACUUCAAGUUCAUCGUCCUCAUCCUCAUCCUCAUCUUCGUCGUCCUCUUCGUCUUCGUCUUCGUCUUCUUCGUCGUCCUCCUCUUCAUCUUCGUCUUCCUCAUCCUCCUCGUCCUCUCCCGAAGCUGCUCCCUUAAUCGCAAGAAUCGAUGCCCUGAACCUCUCUUCUGAGUUGGACCCACCUUCCGCCUCGGCUCUCACUCCUUCCCCCGAUCCCGUAGCCGCUGUCACUCCUGCUCCCGCGCGAAUCUCAGAGCUCACACACGCCUUCGCCCUCGCUUCAGUCUCCGCCUCAAACUCAGACUCCAGCC